This is a messenger RNA of Besnoitia besnoiti, 519 nucleotides long. RefSeq names its product EF hand domain-containing protein. The transcript is spliced from 4 exons. The record is from RefSeq and is a predicted model, not a curated record. Gene Ontology annotation, molecular function: calcium ion binding. NCBI's taxonomy places the organism in Eukaryota, Apicomplexa, Conoidasida, Eucoccidiorida, Sarcocystidae. The coding region runs from base 1 to 519 and encodes 172 amino acids.
AUGCCGCUCACCGGCCCCCUCGACUUGGAGGCUGCGAGCCAGCCGACGCCUGUAGAGCUCGAGGCUCUCCGGCGCGUUUUCAACUGGAUGGAUGCUGACAAAGACGGGAAGCUCAGUCUGCAAGAGAUCAGCAGUGCUCUUGCGUCGCUCGGGCACAAAAUGCCCAAACAAGAGAUCGAAGUAAUCAUUUGGGAGCUCGACGAAGAUCUGGACCAGCACGUAAGCUGGGACGAAUUCCUCGUCAUGUAUCAAAGAAGCAUCAACGAUCCAACAGGAUUGGAGCCGCGCGCUUUCUUCAACCUGGUUCAAUUCCUCAUGUACGAUACAAACUUCGCCGGAGAAAUCAGUGUUGAGCAGACGCUUCAAAUACUUUUUGUUCGCUUCGGAAGAGAAAUGCUCGACCAGGAAAUCCAGGCAAUUUUUGGUGAGGAGGAAAAGGGUCCUGACGGACAGGAAAAGCGAAUCACGCUCUCAGAGUACUUGGAGAGAGUCCAGGGGCGCUUGAACAAGCAGAGGUAG